ACUGUCUUUUGUCUCCCUGGCAACAUACAAUAGAGGAAGUUUACAAAGCACUGACCUGCCCACUUUUACCUGCUACUAUGUCAGCAUAUCAACCCUUGAGCCGUUACAGGUUUGUAGGAAGUAGAGUGAGACGCGACAUGGAGGCAGACUUGCUGCUGGGGAACUGAACUAAUUUGCUGUUUUCACGACUAACAAAACAAGUACAGUACUUCAUGGUCAUGGAUACAAUCUUUGCUACCCUGGCUUGUUACCUCAUGGCCCUGUCUAUUGCUGUGGCACAAACAGAAAAUAGGAAUUUGACUACCACACCUACAAUAACAAACCCUGACUUCAACCUGACACACACGACUACAGUGGUAACCCCAUCUAACUCGACUGCACAUGUAACUGUUAUCUCAAACCUGACUGAGAGCACCACGGCAUUUACCAGCACAACACGGCAGAAUGAAACAUUCAGCGAAACUACAGCAACUACAACUGAGAGCACAAGUCAUUUCAAGACUUCUCAGUCAACAACCAUCAUGACUUCUCUAACAAAUAGUACAUCAGUGAUGACUACAACUGGCACUCACACUUCAACAUUUACUGCACGUACAACGCCAGCAAAGCAGACCACAGAAGGCUACAUAAGUACACCUGUUACUUCAAAUUCAUCUCACACUGUCAACACAACUGCAGAUACAAUGGACAGAACCACACAAGGUUUGGGACUAAACAUUUCAGAAAGGAAUAUGACUAUUCUCUUCAGCGUUGUACUUGGAGUGUUUGCUACGGCAUUGGUUGUGUUCAUGUACCACAGAUGCAAACACAAAAUCCAAUACUUCCAUCAGCCUCUUGACAACACUGAGGACACAGAUGCAUUUGUGGCAGACGAUGACACACUUGUAAUUUCUGGAGGACUUUAUGAUGGUCACCCAAUAUACGACAAUGUACCAACAGUCCCAGCAGACCAAUCUCAAUUCCGUCUUGAGUUCCUUCAUUAAGGAGAGAGAGGUCCUUUGCUGCUCGAUAGGCAUGGACAAAACCAAUUUUCUUCAUCUCCCAAUUAGUGCAAUUUCAAGAUGGAAAUUUCACCCCUGUGAAAUUAUAAAUCUUCAUGAGAGGCUAAUGGGAGGAAGAGAAAAUGACGAUGGGCAGAACAUUUAAACAAGGACAAUGCUGAUUGAUUUGAACAUCACUUUUACUUAUAUCACUGCCAAUACUAAGAUACAUAAAUAUAUUACGGUAAAUAUAUUUAGAUAGUAAUACAUAACAACUACACCUUUUCCCACAUCAAUGUUCAUCAAAUACACAUAUGCAGAAUGAAUGAGAUUUCAUGUGAAUACCAGUAAGGAUAAAUAAUUCCAUAAAACAGCACUACAUCAAACAGAUUUUUUUCUUCUCAGUACUUAAAGCAUAGAGGGUGAUUCAACACUCUUAAAAGUCACUUAAAAGUUACCUCAGAACCCCAACCAAAAACUUGCUAAACAAGCUGGAGUAUGAAUACUUAAAUAUUUCUACUGUUUUACUAUUUCUACUUUUUAGCUGAUCCAUAACAAAACCAUAUAAGCAUGUUAAAAAAUACAUUUGCCUUUUUGAUCCCUAACAGUACUAUAUGCAUGUUAUGAAAGUUGGAAUAUGAACACCUAAAUCUGUCUAAUGCUGUUUUUAUCACUCUUUAUCUGACCUUUACCAGCACUAUUUAUCCAAAUAUCUUCUCAUUGGUCUUCUUCUUUUUUUUGUCCCCACCAGUAACAGCAGUCCAACCAGCAUCUCUCAUCCUUUUCAUUGCAGCUAGCUUCAAGGAGUUCCCUGGUGAUUUAUGAGUGACAGGGCUCUGGAUCUGAAAUCAUUUGUAACUUUAUUUUUUAUAAUAUUAAAUAAAAAUUACCAGGGA
Molecule: messenger RNA, 1876 nt
Organism: Micropterus salmoides (largemouth bass)
Lineage: Eukaryota; Metazoa; Chordata; Actinopteri; Centrarchiformes; Centrarchidae
Product: sialomucin core protein 24-like
Exons: 4
Coding region: 213-983 (256 amino acids)
Source: RefSeq, a predicted model, not a curated record